GUUUUGCAAGCACGGUCGUCCGCCGUCCUUCCGUCUGAGCUCCCGCCUUCUAGUGAAGGAAAUCCCCUGCAGAGGUCCCUCGGUCGGCCGCUUGCAACUCCUCAUUGGCCUUUGUGUCCGCGCAGGGAAGUUCGACUCCAGGCACCCCUCCGCACGCGACAAUCACGCGAUUCGGGCGCCCAUCUCCGAUCGGUCAAUCCCCCGCCAUCCCCGGCGGAUUCACCGCGCUCCUUGUUUUCCUCCACCACCAUGAGCUCGACAGAAGGCCCCAAGCCGCUCCCGUUCAUCGCGAACUUCGCCGCGGGCGCUAUAGCUGGGAUCUCGGAGAUUCUGACCUUCUAUCCUCUCGAUGUGGUCAAGACCAGGCUGCAGCUCGCGACUGGAAAGUCCAAUGUCGGGCUCAUCGGGACAUUCCAGAGCAUCAUCAAGGAGGAAGGAGUGGGCCGCCUGUACCGUGGCCUCGUCCCCCCACUUCUCAUGGAGGCGCCCAAGCGCGCGACGAAGUUCGCCGCAAAUGGUUUCUGGGGGAAUACGUACAUGAAGUUGACGGGCGAGACGAAGAUGACCCAGUCCUUGUCGCUGCUUACUGGCUGCAGUGCAGGAGCGACGGAAUCUUUCGUCGUCGUUCCCUUUGAACUGGUAAAAAUUCGCCUUCAGGACAAGACCUCAACCUACAAGGGCCCAAUGGACGUCGUCAAGCAGGUCGUUAAAUCCGACGGCCUUCUCGGGCUGUACGCGGGCAUGGAGAGCACGUUCUGGCGUCACUUGUGGUGGAAUGGCGGGUACUUUGGCUGCAUCUUCCAGGUCAAGGCGAUGCUUCCAAAGCCCGAGACGCAACAAGCAACCCUCAUGAACAACUUGAUCUCCGGUACUGUCGGUGGUCUCGUCGGCACGAUGAUCAACACGCCGUUCGACGUGGUGAAGUCUCGGAUUCAGUCGCAGCAACGCGUGCCGGGCGUUGUACCCAAGUAUAAUUGGACGUACCCGGCGUUGGUGACGAUCCUGAGGGAAGAGGGCCCUGCGGCGCUGUACAAGGGCUUCUUGCCGAAGGUCUUGCGGUUGGCACCAGGUGGUGGUGUGCUGUUGCUCGUCGUCGAGUUUACGCUAGGCGUGUUCAGGCAGGCGCUCGGCCCGCCUUACAUAUAGAGCAUCCGCUCUCAUACCACCGUGCUGUAUAGAGGGUCUAUACCCUGCCACUGAAAAUGGACCUACGCAGCCGUAGAGCGGCGCCACGGACGAGCCGUGCGAAGGCGGUUGAACCGCGUACGUGUAACUUAUGGUGCUUGUACGAGUGCGUGUAUGGGCGCCUGUGCCAGUCCGCGGACGAGCGCUUGCAUGGACUUGUACAAGUACCCUGUACUGUGCGCUGAAUGCGUGUCGGGUGGUCCGACCAUCAGUUCAGAACCCCAGAUCCUGUAUUGACGAUCGCACGCUUGGAUAGUUGCGUUACUACCAUAGUACACAUUCAGAUUACCACUGUAGCAUAAAACGCAUGCGGAUGCCUCCUACGUAUGGCGAAAUGGAAUACUUAUUGUCAGUCCA
This is a messenger RNA of Schizophyllum commune H4-8, 1542 nucleotides long. RefSeq names its product mitochondrial carrier. The transcript has 10 exons. The record is from RefSeq and is a predicted model, not a curated record. NCBI's taxonomy places the organism in Eukaryota, Fungi, Basidiomycota, Agaricomycetes, Agaricales, Schizophyllaceae. Bases 250 to 1146 code for a protein of 298 amino acids.